UCCUGAAAAAAACGCCCUGAAGUCCUCUCGAUCAAUGGCUCUGGAGCUCAUUCCGUACAAGAGACUGGAAGAUCAGGACUUCUCGGUGACCGGGGAGAAGGCGGGGAAGCUGUGCAGCACCUCCUACAUCGACGUGCAGCUGAUCAUACCCGUCUCUGAGGAGACCUUGACCUUGCCUCUGCAGACCUGUACCAAGGUCCAGGAGCUCAAGUCUGCGUUGUCGGCGAAGCUGGGCUUCCUCGAGACGGACCGCUUCCAGUUCGUGGUGAAGCAGGGCUGCACCUUCAAGCGCCUCCAGGAGUCCGAUCAGGUGAGAAAGAAGAUGACGGUGCAUGGCUUGAAGACCUUCAAGCCGCCCUUGCACAAGUACCCCCACCCCUAUGGCAUCAUCGGGGCAGGCUACAACGGCAUCAAGACGGCCUUGUACUUCCUUAGGGACAAUCAGACCGACUUCACCAUCUUUGACCGCUACGACAAGGUGGGAGGCCAUGCCUGGCUGGAAAGCGCCAACAAGACCACCAGGUUGCAGACGGAGUUUGCGACUUACCACGUGUGGUUCGGCCAGGAGUGGUCCUCGGAGGGCAGCACGCUCUGCGGAGGGCCUCCGGUGGACUGGGAGCCCUGGCCCGCACGGGACCGAGUGGUGGAGCACUUCGAGCUCUGCGCUCGGGAGUACGGCAUCUAUGCCCACUGCCAGCUGGGGGUGAACGUGGAGUCUGCAGAUCUGAUUGGGCGGGAGAAGAAAGACGACCGCUACUACCAGCUGACUUGUCAACCUGUGUUGCCUCACCGAAAGGACGUGCAGGGGGGUGAGAAGUUGGAGCACCACAAGGUGGCAACUGAGGAGGGGUAUGCGGGGGCCUUCCUGCCGGACAAGAGUCGGAAGAAGUUCGUCUUCAGCUGCUCCUGCUUCUGCAUCUGGCCGGGGAACCUGAUCAACCCCCGGCAGAUCCAAUACGCCGGGGAGGAUCUCUUCGAUGGAUUUAUUGAGUACGGGGUGGAGAUGAGAUGUGACUACACGAACGUCACCGGCAAGAGGGUCAUCAUCCACGGUCAUGGCGCGUUCACUAUGGAGAACAUCCGCACGUGCUGCGAAUACGGGGCCAUGCACAUCGACCUGGUGUGCCGCAAGAGGAACCUCACCUGCCCGAGGGUGGUGUCCUGGUUCAUCAACCAGGCAAGCCCUCCCAUCACAGGGGCGCACUGCUUGAACCUGCUGAACGUGGCCUACAAGCUGUGCGACUACGAUGUUUGGGACAUGCAUUCAGUGCACGGCAAUGCCGCUCGCACCACAGCGUCGUUGGCACAGAGGACCCGCUUCGGGAUCGGAGACAUCUACUUCCUGGCGGCGGCCUAUGGGAUCAUGGAGGUGCUGGUGGACAACAUCAAGCGCUGCAGUGGUCGCACCGUGCACCUGGAGAGCGGCCGGCGCCUGGAGGAUGUGGACGUGAUCCUGAAGUGCGUGGGCAUGCUGCCAGACGCGACAGUGGACAGGGUGGUGAAGGCCAAGUACAUGCGGGGCUUCUGGAUCAACGGCGACCCCCGGCGCUACACCUGCGCGGACCCCGACGGGAUCUACGCCGCCAACUUUGCGGCCACCACCAUCGGCCCAGGUGCUUACAACUGGGUGGCCCUGAUGAAGCACGUCUGGGACUGCCCCAACGAGUGGAUCCAGCUGGACGAGACGGGGCACCUGGCCACGCUGCCCGAGCACUUCGCCGGGGACCCGGACCCUGACUCCCCAGCCUACUUCAUCAACGCCAGACAUUCGGUGGGCACCAUGUUCACCUACAGCAUGGUGAGCCCCGCCUACCGGGAAAAGACCGGGCACAUGGACAAGUACAAGCACUGGGUCGCGCAUUACGUCUUCCCCGUGGACAAGCUUUUGGCGGCCGCCCGCGCCGAGUGGGACGCCUACGAGGUGUCCUUCAGGGAAAUGGGCAUGGUGCCGAAGGAUGCGCCCUUGAUUCCGUAUCCUUACACGAAGGAGUUCAUUGAAGAGCAAUACGAGGUGCAUCGCCUGGAAAUUGAGCAGAAGGAAAUUGAAAGAGGAGCCUUGCAGACGCGAUCCUGAGAGGGAAUGCGGGAAAGUGGAUAGCUGUCAAGGCCGUUGGCUCCCAGAAAUCAGCCCAGAAGAACACCUCCGGCGGGGGAAACCCUUGCCGGAUGCAGACUGCGAUGGAUUCGGCCAGAGCUCGCCGGCUCAAAUCCCCCUCCCGGAAAAACUGGCUCACGGAGCCGAGCGGGGGGCUCCAGGAGGCCAUUUGUGAAGCCACCAAGAAGGCGAGCGCGGUGCGGCGC
Molecule: messenger RNA, 2301 nt
Organism: Effrenium voratum
Lineage: Eukaryota; Dinophyceae; Suessiales; Symbiodiniaceae
Source: the annotation of a GenBank genome assembly